UUCAAAAUGCCUUUACUUCCCGAUGAGGAGGGAUCCACAAAUUCCUCCAGGGACAACAACACUAUUAUAACUCCUGAGGGAGCCAUUAACGAUAUUGGUGACUUGAGUCUCACUGUAGUGGACAGAAAAUUGUUUAAUGAGAAAAUUUUAAGCACAACGGCCCGUCUUUCUGAUGUGGAUAAUGUCCACAAGAAUUUAAUCAGAACCGAGGAUGGAGUUAAUCGACUCUCUCGCGUUCUCAAUAGGCGAAUAAAUCAAAAUUCACGCGAUAUAAAAACAUUAACUGACGAAACUAGCGAAUUAUCUGCACGCAUAAACACUCUAAACCUUGAGCAAAACGUCAAUAAUAACUCAAUUGUGGGUGAAACUCCACUCGCAAAUCGUGUAGCUCAGCCCGCACUAAAUACAAUACCCAAUCGCCCAAAUCGCGAAAAUAGGACAGAAGAAGCUGCACCACUUGAAAUAAAUCCUGAGGGAUUCCACAAAAUUAACAUGCUCUCAGCCGAAAAUUUCCCGUCAUUUACUAUCUUUUCAGGAAGCUCAGUUCUUGAUUUUGAACGUUGGGCAAGGAAAUUUAAUGACCUAAUUGACUGCAAUGGUGGGAAGUGGGAUGAAAAAGAAAAGAUCGCACGCUUAAAAGCCUGUCUAGAUGGGAAACCUCGAAGAAUCUUUGAAAAGAUAUCUGAGGCUAAUAAGACCACUCUUGCGGGAGCCAUUAAGAAAAUACAUGAAAGUUUAGACACAACGCAAAAUCGCGAAUUGACCUAUAAGGCCUUAAGCGUCUGUAGACAAAAAGAAGGAGAAUCUGUAGAUGAAUUCUCCGCUCGAUUAAUACCAUUGGUAGAAGCAAGUACAGUUGACCAAACUGGUAAGGCAUCGGAAGAAAUUCUUUGUAGGCUUUUCCUAGAGAAAUUAACUCCGAACCUCCAAUUUCUCACGAGGACCUUAACAGGGCCAAAUAGGAAAGACUUCGAUACUUUACAAUUAAACGCACAUGAGGCAGAAAUAAUGCUAAGUGUGAAUCCGAAACCCAGCUUUUAUCCAAUCUGUCAAGUCGAAGACAAUACGGUACCACAAUUUCAAUACAAGAGCCCUCCAAAUUACCCAAAUGGGAACUUUAAGACUUGGGCGCCAACCAAUCCAAACAGACAACCCCUCGGUCGUCCCAACAGAUUUCAAAAUAGUGGAAAUCGUAGCUGGCAAUCCGGACAACAGUACAGUAACCGACCGAGAAAUCCACGCAACACAAACUGGAAUAGAGGUCCACAGCAAGACAAGCGGUGGAACAAUCGUCCAGUCUGCAACUAUUGCAAAAAGGUAGGGCACUUGGCUUUUAACUGCUUCAAGAGACGCAGUGAUUUUACCCAACCAAGAAACUCGAUAAGAGUAUUAGAAGACCAAAAUAGGAUAUUGCAGGGUCAAAUAAAUCAGAUCGCUAACUCAGUCCAGAAGUUGGCGUUCAAACAAACUGCUGAGGCAGACACACGAAAAAUUAAUUCCAUACAAAAAAUUGAUAUACCAUCAGCUGCGGCUGCCUCUAAACUUAAUUCAACUGAGAAAAAUGUACAAAACAAAAUCUCGAGUUGGGAACCCAAAAUAGGACCAAAGUUUCUUCCUAUAUUCACAUUACUUGCCUUAAGUAUCUCCCAUGAUUUGUCAAACUCAUUUACAGCCAAUGAUUUGGUCGCUUCCUAA
Meloidogyne enterolobii is the source of this 1695-nucleotide messenger RNA. Lineage: Eukaryota; Metazoa; Nematoda; Chromadorea; Rhabditida; Meloidogynidae. The record is from the annotation of a GenBank genome assembly.